UUGCACACACACGAUGGAAUUUGGCAUGGUCCUACACUUGCGUGCGCGCGGGUUACAUCACGCGAGGCGUCGCGACGGCGACGCCGCGAGAUCGGAGCGUAUACGCGAGAGAGAGAGCAGAUGUUCGUGAUAUUUAAAAAUAUCCGUAGAACUAUUUGCAUGCUGCUCGAUAUUCUCGCCUCGUCUCGUUCGGAUCGGGAAACCCCACAGCGGCGUCGACGUCAGUGGCUUUCGUCGAACUUCCGCCCUUAAAAAGUCAACCCUUUCUCGUGAUUAACCCUAGUCACGCAAUAGUGGUGUCGAACACUUGAGUUUUCUAUUUUAAACGAACAUGAGAAUGUGGUAAAGUUUUUUACGUCGUUGCAGCGUUGUGUCGUCUAAAUUCUUUGAAAGUGCGUUCUGUGUGAUUUAAACUAAGCAGCCUCGUUGACGCCGACAGCCUUAUUUGGAGAGGCAAACGUAUAGAUAGGUGAGAUGUGCUUGCACCUGGCCGCCGGUAACGGACACGUGAACCUGGUGCGUCUUCUGCUGCGUCUCGGCGCCGAUCUCGAGGCGAGGGAAGGGCUGGCGGGAAAAACGGCGCUUCACCUCGCGAUGGAACGUGGAUGUCAAUCGGUGAUUAAUUUCCUGCUGCAGGAGUGCAAGCCCUGUCUGGACACGCAGAUGUACAGCGGUCUGACGGCCUACCAGCUGGCAUUGUGCACCGACGGCCAGCUCGCUAAGGAGCUAGUGCGACGCGGCGCACAGCCGGAGCCGUUGCCGGAAUCGGAUUCGGAGAGCAGUUCUGAGAACAGUUCUGAGGACGAGGCUUACGGAGAGGCGAGUUACUUGCCCGCGAUCGUCAAGAUGCAAAACGCGGUCGAAGUGAAUGUCUGAAGAGUACCCACUGGAUAAGUAUCGUACACUG
Molecule: messenger RNA, 907 nt
Organism: Temnothorax curvispinosus
Lineage: Eukaryota; Metazoa; Arthropoda; Insecta; Hymenoptera; Formicidae
Product: NF-kappa-B inhibitor cactus-like
Exons: 2
Coding region: 475-876 (133 amino acids)
Molecular function (GO): protein binding
Source: RefSeq, a predicted model, not a curated record